AUGGAAAUAUUGAAUAUCAAGGGAGCACCAUCAGAUACGCUAUUCUCACCACUCAGUGAAUAUAACAAUCAGCUCCAUUCACCCCCAGAAUUCCACCAUGCACAUCCAGACAUAUUUUACAAUGAAAUAGAGGACAGCCAUAAUGAUAGUGAUCAGCUCGUUUCUCAGCUUGCUUUGAUACAAGCUCAUCAGCACCAGAUUCACUCGAAUCAGCUUCUUCUUAAUCGUCAAUUGAGCCAGCCUACGCAGCAACCUGUUCAAUCCACAGAGGAUUCAUCCAAUGGCCCUUCCAUGAACAACCGCAAGCUUGGUCUAUACAAGACUGAACUUUGCAGAUCCUGGGAAGAGAAGGGCACGUGCAGAUACGGCUCAAAGUGCCAAUUUGCACAUGGUCAAGAUGAAUUGAGACAAGUUCCUAGGCAUCCAAAGUUCAAAACUCAAUUAUGCGCUACUUACUGGCAUUCUGGAGCUUGUCCUUAUGGAAAGAGGUGUUGCUUUAUUCACUCCACUUUCCCUCAUGCUCAGGGUGCUAUUCCACCAAUGCCCCUUUCUAUUCCCAUGUCGACUCAUAUGUCCACGUCAGACGAGGAGAGCCCACAGACAGCAUCUGCAGAAUCAACAACAUCCACAGCAUCACCAAGGCAGUCAUACACACAGAGUUAUUCACACUCUCACACACCCAGUUUACACAGCUUGACACUUACACCAAAUACUUCAAUUUCACCAGACUCAAAUGAGCAAUUCAGGUCAUGCGAGUCAUAUAAAUCUCAUUCACCUUGCAAGAACGCUCAAACGGAUCACUACACUCCUUCUCUCCUGUCGAGGAUCGGCGAGAGACAAAGAGCAGGGUCAACACCCUCACUAUCCACAUCAGUCGAUAGCAACUUGAGCUCACCACCACCAAUGUCCAAAACAAGCUCACUCAACUCUUUCCAAUUCAGUGAAGCUCCCAUCUAUGGAUUAGGUUUGGGUUUCACUACGGGCAAGUAUGACGAUUUUGGUGUUGGUGUUGGUCUGGGGUAUAAGAAUUCAAUCUAG
Molecule: messenger RNA, 1038 nt
Organism: Wallemia ichthyophaga EXF-994
Lineage: Eukaryota; Fungi; Basidiomycota; Wallemiomycetes; Wallemiales; Wallemiaceae
Product: Zinc finger protein zfs1
Exons: 2
Coding region: 1-1038 (345 amino acids)
Molecular function (GO): metal ion binding; mRNA binding
Source: RefSeq, a predicted model, not a curated record